UUAGAGCUUCGGUUCUAUACACACCGCACCCAGUUUUUAAACCACCGUUGCCAUCCUAUCUGUGCGGUGCUUCUCGGCCAUUACUGUGCGCCACUUCCUCCUCCUCAAAAUUUGGGCACACUUAAGUUCUUGGCAUAGUUGUUCUUUAAAAAAUUAAAUGACUCAAUUGGUGUGCUACUCACAAAAUAUGAAGUUACAUUAUUACUCCCCAUUGAACUUCUCAGAGUGUAGAUACAAUUAUUCUGCUGUCAAUCGUUUGGGAUUUCAUAGAGAUGUAUCCACAAAAAUUGGAACAAGACAUAUUUUUGGAGGGUUUUGCCGUUCAUGGAAAUCAAAGAUGCAGAGCUUAUGUAUUGGAUGCCCAACUCUUGCGAAGCACCGAGCCUCAGUCAAGAAUAUGCGGAAAACUUUUAUUUCGAAUGUGUACAAUGCUGAUCGCGAGAUCUAUAAUGAAAAGGGUUAUAGAAGGUUGGGUCAAUGUUUGGUGAUUUCACCAUCAAAUGGAAGAAAACCACAGGCUAUUAUCAAGUUCUUGGGAGGUGCUUUCAUUGGAGCAAUUCCUGAGGUUACCUACAGCCAUUUGAUUGAUCUAUUGGCUAAGGAAGGGUUUCUUAUAAUUGCUGUGCCCUAUAAUGUGACAUUUGAUCACGAAGAAGCCGCAAAAGAAGUCUAUGAUAAGUUCAAUGCUUGCAUGGAUAUGCUUCUUUCCUCUGGAUUAUCCCAUGCUGGCCUCUUGGUUGAUGAUAUCCUUCAACUUCCAGUUUAUUCAGUUGGUCACAGUAAUGGUGCGCUGCUUCAGUUGCUUGCUGGAAGUUAUUUUGGUGAAAAGAUUCCCAAGGCCAAUGCCAUAAUCUCAUUUAACAACAAAGAAGCUUCUGAAGCUGUCCCAUACUUUGAACAGCUAGGUCCAGUAGCUACUCAAUUGGCGCCAAUUCUUGAGGCCUCACCAGUCUACGCAAUGGCCAGAAAUACUUCAGACAACGCUUUCAAGACUGUACUUGAUGUUGCUGGACCCAUGCUUCAACAGUUUGAUCAGGAAGCCAUUGGUUCUGUGACAAAAUUUAUUGACCAGUUACCCUCGGUCAUGAGUCAGGUCAACCAGGGGGUAUCUGAGUUCAAGCCCACACCCUUGGAAAACCGGGACUUCAUAAAAUGUUCUUACAAUGUUCGUAGGACUUUAUUGGUUAAAUUUAACUUUGAUGCAAUUGAUGAAACCGAUGUUAUUGAAGAAAUUUUGAAGCCGCGUAUUGCUGCAAUAGGUGGAAAAUUGGAAAAAGUUACAUUGAAUGGAAUCCAUAUUACACCUUGCGCUCAGGAUAUCAAAUGGAAGGUGGGUGACUUGUAUACUCCAGCUGAUGCACUUGCCCAGGGAUUGAAGGCUGCUUCCCUCAACGAUACAAGGAUGCUUGUCAGGACCAUCUCAGAUUGGUUUAAAAACCUUGGUGAACCAUGAUUUGCAAUAACCAGAGAUGGUCAAGUUUGUAAAAUGCUUCUAAAUCUACUUCUGUUUUUCCCUCCUUCCUGCAAUUUCACACUUCUUUUAGAAAUAUAUAUUUCUAAUUGUUUUGGAGAAUUUUCAUUAAUCCUAGUUGUUUUGUUUUUUCACUUUUUACUCUAUAUUACUAUUUGUUGAUCUA
Molecule: messenger RNA, 1637 nt
Organism: Amborella trichopoda
Lineage: Eukaryota; Viridiplantae; Streptophyta; Magnoliopsida; Amborellales; Amborellaceae
Product: initiation factor 4F subunit (DUF1350)
Source: RefSeq, a predicted model, not a curated record